Salvelinus sp. IW2-2015 is the source of this 2414-nucleotide messenger RNA. RefSeq names its product single-minded homolog 2-like. The record is from RefSeq and is a predicted model, not a curated record. Gene Ontology annotation, biological process: regulation of transcription by RNA polymerase II. Gene Ontology annotation, molecular function: DNA-binding transcription factor activity, RNA polymerase II-specific; protein dimerization activity; RNA polymerase II transcription regulatory region sequence-specific DNA binding. Gene Ontology annotation, cellular component: cytoplasm; transcription regulator complex; nucleus. Lineage: Eukaryota; Metazoa; Chordata; Actinopteri; Salmoniformes; Salmonidae.
UUAUGCUGCUUGGAAUAUCGGUCUGCCUUUUGGGAUUAUUGAACCUGAACAACGAGACUUCUUGAAGAGGGAAAUAUUGCGUUAUUGUUCCUACCAAUGUCUGAGGCAACUUCUCAUGCUCUCCAUUGGUAACGUAGUUCCUAUGUAUCCUUAUCCUGGCGUUGAAAUUAAGAAAUUGAGAACUCAGUUGAUGUCUUCCUGAGUCGAUGAAAAAAGGUGGACAUUUCAUGGGAAGGACACAUAGGCCUUAUUCACUAAUCAUCCUAACUGCAGUGCCAGUGCGUCAUCGAAGACACUUUUCUGAUGGUCAUGUCAGCGAGCACACGCAGGAAUUAGGUGUGAAACAUAACAGUCCAGACGCAGGUAACUUCAAAUUGAUAUUUUGUAAAAACGUCCCUACAUCAUGGACGUCCUGAAAUGUGUCUGGGGCAUGUGUGCAUCGAGGUUUUAAUUACUUGGCAAAUGGAAUAGUUGGAUAGGCCUACAUUUCCAUAACGCACGAAGAAUUUCGCGUCCAAUUAUUUUCAAACGUUAACAGUAUACCUACAUGGGCUUAAUCCACAUGCUUUCGUUAGUCAACGAUUUAAAUCAACUUUCGAUUCACGCAUAUUCAUAAUAUGUCUAGGGGCCUACACAUUCACAACAAUAAGGUACAGCGAAUCUAACCGAAUCUUCUGUUGAUGGUGUGACUAACAUCUGACAUUUUCUGAUACUUCAAGGGAGUCAUUCCUGUCGAAACGGGGCGUUCAUCCGUGGGAUGUUUGUCAGAGUCGACGUAUUCCGUUGUUUAAUCGCUCAAUAGAGCAUCAUGUUUCUCAUGCCACCACUUGGAGACUAAAGGGAGCCUACCCAAGAUGUGUACUCACUGACUCUUUUGAAUGAAAAGUAAUCUAAGAAAAAGCCGUUCAGAUGAUUACAGGGCACUGGUAACUUUAGCGUUGUUUACCACAUUAAUUGUGUUACGCACACGCGUCGCAAAACAACGUUUGAGACCAAGUCCAUUUUUUUUACAACUUUGGUAUCCUCAUGUAGGCCUAAUGGUUUUUUAGAUUGAAUUUAACGAAUUACAUGUACCAAUUUUCAGUGAACAUGCACGUAUCUGGAAUCUACAAGGAGAGGAACUAUUUUUCACAUGUAGAUCGUUCAAGAAAUGAGAAUGAAUAUGCUGCAAUAUCGUUAUGCUUCUAUCUAAUUGUUAAGUGCAUUUUCUGAUUCAAAGAUAAAAAGGCUAAAUCUACGUGUUGAGGGCGAAGAGGAAGGUGUUCUGUUAUGCAACAGGCAUUACUUUACAUCAGUCAGAGAUGAAGGAAAAGUCCAAGAAUGCAGCGAAGACGAGACGAGAGAAAGAAAAUGGAGAAUUUUAUGAACUGGCGAAAUUACUGCCUUUACCUUCGGCCAUCACAUCACAACUGGAUAAGGCUUCAAUCAUUCGGCUGACAACCAGUUACCUGAAGAUGAGAGCCGUGUUUCCAGAUGGGCUGGGGGAGGCCUGGGGCCAGCCGACCAGAAUCAGCCCUCUGGACAACAUGGCUAAGGAACUGGGCUCCCAUCUACUGCAGACUCUGGACGGCUUUGUAUUCGUUGUCGCUUCAGAUGGCAAAAUCAUGUACAUCUCUGAGACAGCGUCAGUCCACCUUGGCCUAUCCCAGGUGGAGCUGACGGGAAACAGUAUUUUUGAGUAUAUCCACCCGUCAGAUCAUGAUGAAAUGACGGCUGUGCUCAGCGCCCAUCAGCCCCUCCACCAUCACUUCCUGCAAGAGUACGAAAUGGAGCUCUUUUUCCUGAGGAUGAAGUGUGUGUUGGCCAAGCGUAAUGCAGGACUGACCUGUGGAGGAUAUAAGGUAAUCCAUUGCAGUGGCUAUUUGAAGAUCCGUCAGUACGUGAUGGACAUGGCGCUGUAUGACACGUGUUAUCAGAUCGUGGGCCUGGUAGCGGUGGGCCACUCCCUGCCUCCCAGUGGAAUCACAGAGAUUAAGCUCCAUAGCAAUAUGUUCAUGUUCAGGGCUAGCCUGGACCUCAAGCUCAUCUUCCUGGACUCCAGGGUGGCUGAGUUGACAGGAUACGAACCCCAGGACCUGAUUGAGAAGACGCUGUACCACCACGUGCACGGCUGUGACGUAUUCCAUCUACGCUUCGCUCACCACCUCUUGUUGGUGAAAGGGCAGGUCACCACUAAGUACUACCGUAUGUUGUCCAAGCACGGGGGCUGGGUGUGGGUGCAGAGCUACGCCACCAUCGGCGUGUGUGGUUUGGGGAACCUCAGUGUGGCUGUGGAAGCGGAGGACGGCACCAUGCCGUACGUGGGUGGGCCCUCGAACGACAGAGGCUUGUCCUGUGGUGCGCUGAGGAGCCAGGUUUUUGGUCUCCGAUACAUGCCUAAUUGCAACUCUUCGACGAGCUGUAGGAACCUGUAA